Molecule: messenger RNA, 2079 nt
Organism: Gamsiella multidivaricata
Lineage: Eukaryota; Fungi; Mortierellomycota; Mortierellomycetes; Mortierellales; Mortierellaceae
Product: major facilitator superfamily domain-containing protein
Exons: 3
Coding region: 1-2079 (692 amino acids)
Biological process (GO): transmembrane transport
Cellular component (GO): membrane
Molecular function (GO): transmembrane transporter activity
Source: RefSeq, a predicted model, not a curated record
AUGGCCGCCCAGCCCAAUCGCGGCCCCGCCAACAAUGGGUCUCGGCCCCACAUCCCCCACGACAUCUCUGAAGAUACUAUUCAGGUGGCAGACGAAGAACAAACCCCCCUUCUCUCCUCCUCUCAAGCCGAAACAGACCCCAUAACUAUCUAUGUCAGAAUCCUGAAGGAGAACCUACCCUGGUACAAGCGUCCGUCAGCAUCAUGGCUGUUCCCAAUCUAUGGGCUGGCCUCUGUCAGCGGAGGCAUGCUGUCGUCCUCGAUCGGACAGUUCCAGGCGGAGUUGUUGUGUAGGGAGUAUCUGAAUCGACACUCACCGAGCAAUACGACGGUGGCGGCCAUGGCGGAAUUCACAGCGUCUUUGUUCCAGGCAGCGGUAGUGGGUAAUAGCGAGAUGGUAAUGUUGAGACCCGCACUAGAAUGUCAGGUGCCCGAGAUCCAGGCGUACACAGCAAAGACCAUGGCGAUGAUCGAGGUCCUUGGCGCUAUUGCAGGCACACUGUCCAUCGGAUACUAUGCCUCGCUGAGCGACAAGCAUGGGCGAGUCAAGAUCAUGGUCAUUGGCCUUGUCAGCUCGCUCUAUAUGAUGUGCAACAUCAUCGCCAUGAGCAAGUGGUGGGACCAGUUUGGCCUGCCACUCAUGAUCCUUGGGUCCUUGGUCCAGGGCCUACUGGGCGGUAUGGGUGUCGGCGGAACGAUGAGUCUGGCCUAUGCGGCCGAUUGCACGGAUCCGAGUCGGCGUAGUUUGAUCUAUUCGUGGCUUCAUGCUGGAUUAUUCAUGGGGCUCGCUAUUGGAUCGUUACUUGGAGGUCUGCUUGUCAUGUGGUCGGGCAGCAUCUUGACGAUUGUCUACAUCGACAUUGUCGCAACCAUGGCAACACUUCUCCUCCUGAUCUUCUUCGUGCCAGAAUCCCUCCCGAGCAAGCAGCCUGCACAUAUCCAAAAGCUCUACGAACGGGCAGUUAAACACAAGCAGAACGACCACAAGAAACAAGACCAGCGACCCAUGGCAUGGCACUCACACAUGCUCCGGUCCCUCCAGUUCUUCAAGCCCAACGGUCAAAACACCAACCUGAUCCUCCUGGGUGCGAUCUCGUUCUUGCAAUGGCUGGCACUCAAGGGCACGUUCUCGGUCAUUAUCCUGUACACGAACAGGGUCUUCAACUGGACAGAGUAUGAAGAUGGAAUCCUGUUCGCGCUCAGCUCGACCGUGCGAUUGAUCUCCUUACUGGCUCUGCUACCGGUUUUGGUGCAUCUAUAUAAUAAGCACGCCGGAAAGAUUCAGAAGCGCGGACAGCAACAACAGGGAGCAAUCAACAACGACAACAACAAGAGAAACCGUCCAAGGAUUCGUGAUGGCACCGAGCACGAUGAGGGCCUGAUCACAGACCACCCAGAACGCGUUAUGGUUGUAGGUCUAGAAGACCCGACCGUGGCCUCAAGUGUCGAACAUCUGGGCGAAGCAGCUCUCAACCUUUCAGAUGAUGAGGCCCCAUUCGAAGAGCGUCGACGCCGCCAGUCGACUGCAGACUCUAUCGCGACCUGGUCCACUGAUCGCACACGACGUCCCUCGCAUCUAUCCUCAUCCUCGAACCCUGCUAAGAAGCCUAUAUCACCACCAUUAUCAUCAUCCUCCGCACCAAGCCCAGCACGCACCAAAGAAAAGGCCGCCAGUGAUCGCAAGCUCGACACAUGGAUCAUGCGAUUAGGAUUCCUGAUCAGCUCUGUGACCUACGUGGGUUACGGUCUUUCGACCAAGGGCUGGCACUUUUAUCUGUGGUCAUCCCUGCAUGCCGUGAGCAUCAUUGCUGCCCCAUCACUGAAGUCGUUGUUGACAGCGUUGGUGGAGCCAUCCCAGUUUGGGGCAGUACUGGGCGCAAUCCAGGUCGUGGAUUCGAUUGCGGGGAUCUUUUCGCCAGUGAUGAUCUCGUGGGUGUAUGCAUUGACGGUGAAGACGAUGCCGGAGUUUGUAUGGUAUUGCUGUGCGGCCUUGACGGCGGUGUGCGCGGUGUUGUCGUUUAUGGUCAGGCAGAAGCAGUUCUUGAGACCGGGCACUUCUGGCGCCACUGCUGCUGUAUGA